CAAGCAUCAGAGUUCGUACAUCGUUCCACUUAUCUUAUCGGAGGUCUCAGUCGGAAUUGGCGGUUUACUUGGACCAAUACUUGGUUUUGAACUUAUCGAGGGUGUGGAUGUACCCGCUUCCCUACUUCGCCGUGGCCGGCUGCAUGCUGCUCGGCAUCCUCAUCGCGGUCGCCCUGCCCCUGGACUCAUGCGUUCCCCUGGAGAAGACGCUCAAGCUGAGCACCUGCAGCGCCGUCGCCUUCCUCGCCGAUGCCCGAGUUCUGGUGGACCUCGUCACGCUGGCCCUGGGAGGGAUCACCAUGGCUCACUUCGACACCACGCUCAUCGCUCACCUCACUUCCGUGAACGUGAGCGACCCUCACGCUGAUCACUCGUUCGCUGUCGUCUUUGGAGCUUACGCCAUCGGAGCAAUUAUUUUCGGCGUCGUCACUGCAAGAUUCGAAGCUGACGCCCUCGUCAUUUUCAUUGCCCAAUUGGUUUCCUGCGUGGCGUUCCUCUUCGUCGGACCCGUGCAGUUCAUCCCGAUUCCCACAAAACUUUGGCUUACACGCCUUGGAGUGGGACUUGCUGGCUUCGCUGCUGCCGGUCAAUUUCUGCCCGUGAUGGCCAGAGUUGUCCACAGCGCGACGUGGCGCAACCAGUCCAGUGAUUUAUGGACUAUCACGGCAGCUGUCGCAGUUUCAUACGCUGCCAGCCAACUGGGGGGCCUAGCAGCGUCAUUGUUUUCUGCUUACGUUGCCGAUGUCAGUGGCCCUGCAGCCGCCUGCACUGUUUUGUUUAUCAUACAGGCGUCGUGGGCCGUGGCUCGAUUCUUGGUCUGGAUAACGGAAUGCGCAAUGCACGCCCACGCAAGUCGAGUGUCCUGAAGCCCAUCUUCUAUUGCAGGCUUAUACCUUAGCCUGCCAUAUAUCAAUCUUCAUCCACGAGCGAUCAGUAUCGAAAUACGCCACGGGCGGAUCCAGCCACUCAUUUUAGGAUGAGGGGGCACCUAAACUAACACCGUAGAGGUGGGCGUGGUCGUGACUUUCUUGUUUAUACUAGCAAAAAAAAA
Molecule: messenger RNA, 1051 nt
Organism: Rhipicephalus microplus (southern cattle tick)
Lineage: Eukaryota; Metazoa; Arthropoda; Arachnida; Ixodida; Ixodidae
Molecular function (GO): transmembrane transporter activity
Source: RefSeq, a predicted model, not a curated record